AUGACAAAGCUCAGUACGACCUCAGUCUCGUUCGCCGUGACACCCACGGUCGUGGCGACACUGUUUUCACAUUAUCUCAACAGGGAACCUCUACGGGAGAAGCCCACCGCGCACCUGUCCUAUGACGAGGGGCUCCGUUUGGUCCGCGCAUUCCUCCAGCAUGCGGCUCACCACACCGUUGAAGACUUGCAGGCGUUCACUAGCCAAUGGGUGCCCUCUCCGCAGUGGGUGAAGCUCGAGAACAUCAAAAUACCGGAGCAGCACCUGUCGCGCUCCGCCGAGCUGAUCAACGAGGAGCUUGGCGAGGACGGCCGCGCCUUGGUCGGCGGCAGCCAGUGGUGGCAAUGGCGCAGGCCCAAGAAACCCCUCGAGGCCGAGUGGAUUGAGAUGCGCGGCCACGCCAACGAGAGGAAGAGGACGGGCGACCCGGGCCACCGCGUCAUUCUAUACUUCCACGGCGGCGGCUACUACUUUGGCAGCGUCGACGAGCACCGCUACCAGAUGCAGCGCCAUGCGCGCAAGCUCAAGGCCCGCGUGCUCGCCCCGAGGUAUCGACUCGCGCCGCAGUUUCCCUUCCCCUGCGGCCUGCAAGACUGCCUCGCGGCCUACCUGCACCUGCUGUCCUCCCAGGAUCCCAGCACCAUCAUCUUGGCCGGUGACUCUGCUGGUGGUGGCAUGGCCCUGGCUCUCUUGCUGAUUCUGCGCAACCAAGAUCUGCCGCUGCCGGCCGGCGCCAUACUCAUCAGCCCUUGGGUAGACCUGACCCAUUCUUUCAAGAGUAUCGCCGGCGACGCGCCGAUGGACUAUAUUCCCGCGAAUGGAUUUCAUCACAGACCUUCCAAGGCAUGGCCUCCCCCGAAUGACGACGAUAUCACGGAUAUUAAGCGGGACGCGCAGCAAAUGAAACGAGUACGGACUGGAGCAACUGAGUCCAGGGAUGCCAAAGCUGCAGCUACGCUGGAGUUUGAGCACAAACCCGAUGAACGACAGUACAUCACCCUCGACAUUGAUGGAAAACCCGUGACGAUCAAAGAUCAAAUCCAGCUUUACACCACCAAUGCCCUUCUCACCCACCCUCUUGUCAGCCCUGUGCUACAAGCCACGCUCGGUGGGCUUCCGCCGUUGCUUGUCAUGGUUGGUGGAGGCGAGAUCUUGCGCGACGAGCAAAUCUAUCUAGCCCAUAAGGCCGCCAACCCGCAGAAACACGCACCACAAAUGGAGGGGCUAUCAGCCAGAGAGAAAGAGCAGCUCGCUAAAUUCAAGCCCACGGAUGUCCAGCUGCAGGUCUGGGAGGACCUAUGUCACGUUGCGCCUACAUUGAGCUUCACCAAACCGGCAAAGUUCAUGUACCGGUCUAUCGCGCAGUUCGGUGCAUGGCUGCUAGCAAGAGCCCAGCACCGUGGAAUCGAAAUCAUGGACGACGAUAGAAUCUCAGUAAUCUCGUCUUCAGGUUCAGACGCGCAGACGGGUGAUAUUGCCGGAAAGGAACAAGACAAUCGCAACGAAGAAGAGAAGACUGCGACAACUGCAUCUGGCCAAGUCGGUAAAGCUGGAGAUCCUCUUCCACCGUUCAAAAACCACAUGAUUCGACAACGUGUUACUCGUCAUGGUGUAACGCUUCCCCUUGCGCCAGAGGAAGAAUUAGAGGCUUGUACUAUGGAUCCGGCCGAGGUUGGAGUAUUCAAGGCAGGAACAGCGAAGAAGUGGCUUGCUACUCGUCGCGAAUAUGACACUCGGUACGCGGGCGCCAAAGCAAAGGUUCAUAAGCAAUUGGUAAGCGAUCUUGCCACUGGCUUUCAAGACUUUGGACCGGGCGAGCUUCCGCCACCUGCGGCGCUGGCAGGCAGACGCAAACUCGAGUCUCACAUGGUAGAGACCAAGAAGAAGAGAAGCUUUGGUCUAUCCCUCUGGUCUCUCUGGGGUUCCAAGCACGACGAGGAAACGAUUGAGCGCGAGCAGCAAGCAGACGAGGAGCCGGAAGCUGAGGUGGUCAAGGAAGACGCUGGAGGUCGCAUCUCUCACAGGGAGAAAAAUGGCGAGCUGCAGACUCCAGCACAGAGCCCCGGCGAUGUGACAAGUCGCAGCCGCUCACGCCGCAGGACCGUUGUGGACGAGCAUCAGACGCAGGAUGGCGCUGUCGAUGAAGACACGCCCGUUGCUCAGCUGCUGCACCAGAGACAGGAACAGGAGGCAUCGCACCCUGGCCUGCUGAGCCCAGACUAUGUACCGGAAACCGGCGUGGCUGGAAAGCGCCCAUUCAUCAAGGGCCUGGCGCUUCCUUUCAGCCUGAACAAGGAGGCUGAUACGGCGAGCAUGGUCACGCUCACAUCACAUGCCAGCCCUGGCAAGGAGGCGAACAGGCAGCUUGCCAUUCUAGCAUAUGGGACUGGUGAAGGCGACGGAGAUGCCCUGAAGCCAGAGACUGCGACAAGCAAGUCACCAGCGCUGUCCGUGGAAAAUGGCACUGCGGCAUAA
Cordyceps fumosorosea ARSEF 2679 is the source of this 2475-nucleotide messenger RNA. Its product is annotated as alpha/beta hydrolase fold-3. The record is from RefSeq and is a predicted model, not a curated record. Gene Ontology annotation, molecular function: hydrolase activity. NCBI's taxonomy places the organism in Eukaryota, Fungi, Ascomycota, Sordariomycetes, Hypocreales, Cordycipitaceae. The transcript has 3 exons. The coding region runs from base 1 to 2475 and encodes 824 amino acids.